Messenger RNA from Oryzias melastigma (Indian medaka), 5916 nucleotides. RefSeq names its product ATPase sarcoplasmic/endoplasmic reticulum Ca2+ transporting 2b (gene atp2a2b). The coding region runs from base 550 to 3678 and encodes 1042 amino acids. Gene Ontology annotation, cellular component: membrane. Gene Ontology annotation, molecular function: ATP hydrolysis activity; ATP binding; P-type calcium transporter activity. The record is from RefSeq and is a predicted model, not a curated record. The transcript has 24 exons. NCBI's taxonomy places the organism in Eukaryota, Metazoa, Chordata, Actinopteri, Beloniformes, Adrianichthyidae. Gene Ontology annotation, biological process: intracellular calcium ion homeostasis; calcium ion transmembrane transport.
GAACACGCGAGGUGGAGAGAAAGCAAGACUUCCGGUCUUUUCAGCCAAUGAGCGGAUUCCACAUGCGGACACUGAACGCCGCAUUCGACGAAGAGUCGCGAUUGGUGCCGAUGUGAACGUUAGUGAUUCCGCAACAAGGAGCCGAGCUUCAACUCUAACCACAUGUUUAAAUCACCUGUUUAGAUAGAAUAUUUUGUUUGUGUCGUUAGUCCAAAGGGAAAAACGAAAGAAGGAACUGAAACGGUGGUAUGGAUGUGAGGAUUUUUUUGACGCUGUGACCGGGAAGCUAGCGGAGCUCAGCCGGCGAAUUCAAAGAGGGUGCAAAGGAACAGUUAGCUUUAGCCUCCUAGCUCCCAGUUAGCAAAGAAGCCGCUAAUUCGUCCACUCUACGCCUUUCCACCUGCGUGCCGCGCGGCUUCGUGGAACAACCACUUGUUCGCUCGUACUGUAGCCGGGCCCUCGCUCCGGUGUUCCCUCGUGGCGUGGACCGUGACCGGUUGAAAGUCGGACCUUCCGAGACGAGCGGGUGUCCUCAAGUGUCCGCUGACCAUGGACAACGCGCACACAAAGACGGUGGAAGAAGUUCUCAGCUUUUUCAACGUGAAUGAAAGCACCGGCCUGAGUUUAGAGGAAGUUAGGAAACAACGGGACCGAUAUGGGCCGAACGAAUUGCCGGCUGAAGAGGGUAAAUCUCUUUGGGAACUUGUUGUUGAGCAGUUUGAAGAUUUGCUCGUGAGGAUCCUUUUAUUAGCUGCCUGCAUAUCUUUUGUACUGGCCUGGUUUGAGGAGGGAGAAGAAACCGUCACCGCCUUUGUGGAGCCUUUUGUUAUCCUCCUUAUUCUCAUCGCAAAUGCCAUAGUAGGAGUCUGGCAGGAGCGAAAUGCAGAAAAUGCAAUUGAAGCCCUUAAGGAGUACGAGCCUGAGAUGGGAAAGGUGUAUCGCCAGGACAGGAAGAGCGUCCAGAGAAUCAAGGCCAGAGACAUCGUACCCGGGGACAUAGUGGAAGUAGCUGUUGGUGACAAAGUGCCUGCAGACAUCCGACUGGUUUCUAUCAAGUCAACCACUCUGAGGGUCGACCAGUCGAUUCUAACAGGAGAGUCUGUGUCUGUGAUCAAACACACAGAUCCGGUGCCAGACCCACGAGCUGUCAACCAGGACAAGAAGAACAUGCUCUUCUCCGGUACAAACAUUGCAGCCGGCAAAGCGGUUGGUGUCGUCGUGGCCACAGCCGGGAACACAGAAAUAGGCAAAAUUCGGGAUGAGAUGGCGUCGACGGAGCAGGAGCGAACCCCCCUGCAGCAGAAACUGGACGAGUUCGGACAGCAGCUGUCCAAGGUCAUCUCACUGAUCUGCAUCGCCGUGUGGAUCAUCAACAUCGGACACUUCAACGACCCCGUCCACGGCGGCUCCUGGAUCCGAGGCGCCGUCUAUUACUUUAAGAUCGCCGUGGCUCUGGCUGUUGCUGCUAUUCCUGAAGGUCUCCCCGCUGUCAUCACCACCUGCUUGGCUUUAGGGACGCGCCGCAUGGCCAAGAAGAACGCCAUCGUCCGCAGCUUACCCUCUGUGGAGACCCUGGGCUGCACAUCCGUCAUCUGCUCUGACAAGACGGGGACGCUAACAACCAAUCAGAUGUCUGUGUGCAGGAUGUUCAUCAUCGAUCAGGCUGGAAAUGAUCACUGUGUCUUAAAGGAAUUCACCGUCACUGGCUCCACAUACGCACCUGACGGAGCAGUGUUUCAUAAUGAAAAGCCAGUCAAGUGCUCCCAGUAUGACGGUCUGGUGGAGUUGGCGACCAUCUGUGCCCUCUGUAAUGACUCAUCCCUGGAUUACAACGAGGCCAAAGGCGUCUAUGAGAAAGUAGGUGAAGCCACAGAGACGGCGCUCACCUGUCUGGUGGAGAAGAUGAACGUGUUCGAUACGGACCUCAAAGGCUUAUCGAAGGUCGAGCGCGCCAACGCCUGUAACUCUGUAAUCAAGCAACUGAUGAAGAAGGAAUUUACGUUGGAAUUCUCUAGAGACAGGAAGUCCAUGUCUGUUUACUGCACUCCUAAUAAAGCCCGCUCUUCUGUAGGGAAGAUGUUUGUUAAGGGCGCCCCGGAGGGAGUGAUCGACAGGUGCACGCACAUCCGCGUGGGCAGCACCAAGAUGCCGAUGACUCCUGCCAUCAAAGACAAAAUCAUGUCUGUGAUCCGAGAGUACGGCACAGGCAGAGACACGCUGCGCUGUCUGGCUCUGGCCACUCGAGACGAGCCGCUGAAGAAGGAGGACCUGGUGUUGGAAGACUCCUCCCGCUUUAUACAGUAUGAGACUGAUCUGACGUUUGUGGGCUGUGUUGGGAUGCUGGAUCCUCCCAGGGCGGAGGUGGCGGCCUCCGUCAGGCUCUGCCGCCUCGCAGGCAUUAGAGUGAUUAUGAUCACUGGAGACAACAAGGGAACGGCAGUGGCCAUCUGCAGACGCAUCGGUAUCUUCGGGGAAGAGGACGACGUUUCCAGCAUGGCGUUUACUGGCAGAGAGUUUGACGAUCUGUCCCCCGCCGCUCAAAGGGAGGCCGUGGUCAAGGCUCGCUGCUUUGCUCGCGUCGAGCCAGCUCAUAAAUCCAAGAUCGUUGAAUUUCUGCAGUCGUACGAUGAGAUCACAGCUAUGACGGGGGAUGGGGUAAACGAUGCCCCCGCCUUGAAGAAGUCAGAGAUCGGCAUCGCCAUGGGCUCAGGAACGGCUGUGGCUAAAACCGCCUCAGAGAUGGUGCUGGCCGAUGAUAACUUUGCCACCAUUGUGGCUGCAGUGGAGGAGGGCCGGGCCAUUUACAACAACAUGAAGCAGUUCAUCCGAUACCUCAUCUCUUCAAAUGUGGGCGAAGUGGUCUGCAUCUUCCUGACGGCAGCUCUGGGUUUUCCUGAGGCUCUCAUUCCAGUUCAGCUGCUUUGGGUCAACCUGGUGACUGACGGUUUACCCGCCACCGCUUUAGGCUUCAACCCACCAGACUUGGAUAUUAUGAGCAAACCUCCACGCAAUGCUCGGGAGCCUCUCAUUUCUGGGUGGCUGUUCUUCAGAUACCUCGCCAUCGGGUGUUACGUCGGGGCUGCCACUGUUGGGGCUGCUGCUUGGUGGUUUGUAGCUGCUGAGGAUGGACCAAGGAUCACUUUUUACCAGCUGAGCCAUUUUUUGCAAUGCGGUCCAGAGAAUCCGGAUUACCAGAAUGUAGACUGUAAAGUGUUUGAGUCCCCUUACCCAAUGACCAUGGCUCUAUCCGUGUUGGUCACCAUUGAGAUGUGCAACGCCCUCAACAGUGUGUCAGAGAACCAGUCCCUGCUGAGGAUGCCUCCCUGGGAAAACGUGUGGCUGCUGGGAGCCAUCUGCCUGUCCAUGUCUCUUCACUUCCUCAUCCUCUAUGUGGAGCCUCUUCCAAUCAUUUUCCAGAUCACCCCUCUGAAUCUCACUCAGUGGCUCAUGGUGCUGAAGAUCUCACUGCCUGUCAUCCUACUGGACGAACUGCUCAAGUUUGCCGCCAGGAACUACUUGGAGCCUGGUAAAGAGCUGGAGAAGCCGGCCAGCUCCAAAGGCUGCUCCCUGCCUGCAUGUAUGGAGGGCAUCUCCUGGCCCUUCGUGGCCAUUACUCUCCCCCUGGUCCUCUGGAUCUACAGCUGCGACACUAACAUGGCCGACAUGUUCAUGUCCUGACUGAUUUGAGCACAGCCUCGACUUUUCCAUUCCCCCACCCCACUGCCAUCACUUCCCCUCCUCCUCUCCCUCGUUCUCUCUGCCUUCCUCAGUGUGCAUCAUCAGUGUGUGUGUGAAAGUGUGCGAGCGUGGAUGAGAAGGACCAACAAAAACACGACAAAUUAUGUAAAGACAAAUACUUUGACGUCACCUGAGUUUGAGUAGAACUUGUGAAAGGGUGAGGCUGUAAAUCUGAGCGUCACUCCCAUGGCUGUGGACUAAUUGGAGAGAAAAUAGUGUUGCCAGUUAUUUUUUGUUUGUUUUUUAAUUUCAAUGAUGCCUUUAAGGUAUGUUUUAAAGAUGGGAUCUUCAUGUCCUUUGUCACUACAAUUAGAGAAAAUUUCCUUCCCUGAUGUUAAGAAAGAAAUUGAAGAAACGUGAUUUGAUCUGUACAGAGAUUGAACACUAUUUUAUGCAACUUUUUUUUUUCUUUUUAAAGCUGAAAUUGCUUUGACCGGCGUGGCUUAGACGUACCGCCUUGAUUUCUUUUCUAAUGUUUACCAUUGUGUCUUCAGUGUAAAGUUUUUAAGGACGAGCUCCACGCAGCAGACGAGGACAAAGACAGGUUUGGGAUGCUUGGCUUUAAGCAAAAGAGAGAAAAGUGAAAAAAAGAGCAUCAGUAGCUGCAUGUCUGCAUGAACAGUUUAUUUCUAAAUCCCCCCUUAACAAUAGAGUGAAAAUCAACUUUUUUUUUUUACAUUUUCGAUCAGUUUUUCUGCAGCUACCUCAACACGAAUUCUAUUUUUGUUUUUUUGCUCGUCUUGAGAUUUCUCCCCUCGGUGCUCAGUGAUAACAUCUGAGGUGUGCCCCCAUAUUUGCCUGUGCAGAAAACAAAGAACAAAAAUAAUCACACUACCCUCUCUAACGCCUGAGGUUUGUUUAUGACAUUAAGUUUGAGUGUUGCUGUGGAGGGGAAUGCUAUUCACCAUCUCUGUGGCGUUUGAUUCAAAGGACAAAAAUCUGAAAAAUCUUAACAUAUAUAAAUAAUACUAAUCCAUGAAGUGCUCCAAAUGGACAUUGAAUGCAAAUAAAAAAAAUGCUUUUUUUUUUUUUUUACUCAAAGUAAAAUACAGUGAUAAACCCUUUGAAUCAAGUGUUUUCUGUCUUUUAUUUAAUCCAGUUAAGACCCAUUGUCGUAACUGUUCAUUUAAGUGUAUUUGUCUGUACAUAUAAUACUUGAAUACAAAUAUUUCAGACAUAUGAAUGCUCAUGUUUUCUUUACGCAACGCGCCACAAGGAUCCUAGUCUGCUGUUGGAUUCCUGCAGACCUUCAGAUUGCUGGAUCGAACCUCUAAACUCGACAGUACUAAUCCUAAACGCAUCGUUUUGUGUGGAUAUUUUGACAAAACGUCUCUGAAGCAUGUUUUUUUUAUUUUUUAUUUUUUUAUUUGCCUGUUUUGCUCCUAAAAGCGUGUUUUUCUUGUCCCUUCAAUGCCUUCCAUUGGCUCCAAUGUCAUUAGAGUUGGCUUUCAUGAUUCUUUUUUUAAUCAGAGCGCUCUCUUCCAUCCAGCAUGAACUUCCUCCACUUCCUUGCUGACCAGCAGUACGUAUCAAUACACAAGAACAGACGAACAUGCAGGGGUGUAAUAAAAACGUCACAACACACGUUUGACUGCACACGUAUCUGUGUGCAAACCAUUUUUUGUCUGCAGCAAAGUUCAUCCCUUUCCCCCUCAAAUCAGUCCCCUCCUGCAUGAAAGAACUGACUCCAUCAUAGUUUAUCACAUCUUUAAAACUUGGUGGAAUAAUCUUAAGUGUACAAAACAUUCAUGCAUGCCUCUCAGCUGUAUGUAGGCUUUACAAUUUCUAUUUAUAGAACCAAUGUAUAGUACUCUAAUAAGGUUUUAAGAUGGCUAUAUUCAAUAAAUCAUAUCACUUUUUAUUGUAAUGAUUUUGCACAAAUGUUGGAGAAACGACUCGAGCUGAUCUCGAAACACUAUCGUUGGUAAAUUUGCAAUACAAAAGGUUGUUUUCUUACCGCCUCGGCAUUCCAGUUCUUUUUACGUUACUUUGAAACUGCUGUGAAACUGUGAUUUUUCUUGUGAGGGGACCUGUAACGUCUUCUCUGUGACAUUUUAUUUUUCUUCAAACAAUAUCGCCCAUCUGUAAAGAAGCUGUCCAUAUUUAUGAAAAGACUGAUAAUGGUUCAACAAGCAUUACUGAGGUUGUGGUUUCAGGUAAAUAAAAUAUUAUAUUAUU